GUCGGCUGCGGGGCGGGGUCCGACCCGAACGAGCUUCUCUCGGCCGAGGCGCCUCGGGCUUCCCUGGGCUAGCAGGAGGCGGCGGAGGCGGACGCUGGACACUGGACAUUGCCCAGUCUAUGGAGAGAGCCACCAGACUCUGAGACCGCGGCGCGCAGGAGGCGAGCUCAGCCCCGGGCUUGGUUGGCUGUGGUCAGCGUCUGGGGGCUGUACCAGGAGGCUGCGCGGGUCCUCUCCGUCUCCGCCAUGGGGGACGUUCUGUCCACGCACCUGGACGACAGCCGGCGCCAAUACAUCGCAGAGAAAACUGGGAAGAUCCUGAAAGACUUCUUCCAGUUCUAUGAAGACCAGUAUGGAGUCGCUCUCUUUAACAGCAUGCGCUAUGAGAUUGAAGGCCCUGGGGGGCCCCAGGCCCAGCUGCUCUGGCGGAAGGUGCCUUUGGACGAACGAGUCAUCUUCUCUGGGAACCUGUUUCAGUACCUGGAAGACAGUAAGAAGUGGAGGAACCGCUUUAGCCUUGUGCCACACAACUAUGGGCUUGUGCUCUAUGAGAACAAAGCUGCCUAUGAGAGACAGAUCCCACCCCGAGCCAUCAUCAACAGCGCAGGCUAUAAAAUCCUCACCUCAGUGGAUCACUACCUAGAACUUGUCGGUAACUCUUUACCAGGGCCAGCCCCCAAAUCUGGUGCUGCUCCAAUUCUGAAGUGCCCUACCCAGUACCCCCUGAUCCUCUGGCAUCCGUAUUCUCGACACUAUUACUUCUGUGUGAUGACAGAGCCCGAGCAGGAGAAGUGGCUGGCCGUGUUCCAGGACUGUGUCCGGCACUGCAACAAUGGCAUCCCCGAGGAUUCCAAGGUAGAGGGCCCAGCAUUCACUGAUGCCAUCCGCAUGUACCGUCAGUCGAAGGAGCAGUAUGGUACCUGGGAGAUGCUCUGUGGAAAUGAGGUGCAGAUCUUGAGCAACCUGGUGAUGGAGGAGCUGGGACCUGAACUGAAGAGUGUGAUAAGCCCCCGGAUGAAAGGCAAACCCCAGGAGAGGCAAAGGCAGUGGAUACAGAUCUCAGAUGCUGUGUACAGGAUGGUCUACGAGCAGACCCAAGCCCACUUUGAGGCUGUGGCCGCCAAAUGUGCGAUGGCCCGGCCAGCCAUGGAGAGCGUCAUCCGCACAGAUAUGGACCAGAUCAUUACCUCCAAAGAGCACUUGGCCAGCAAAAUCCGAGCCUUUAUUCUCCCCAAAGCUGAGGUCUGCGUCCGAAACCAUGUGCAGCCUUACAUCCCCUCCAUCCUGGAGGCCUUGAUGAUCCCCACCAGCCAAGGCUUCACUGAAGUUCGGGAUGUCUUCUUCAAGGAGGUCACAGACAUGAACCUGAAUGUCAUCAAUGAAGGAGGGAUUGACAAGCUUGGAGAGUACAUGGAGAAGCUUUCCCAGCUGGCGUACCACCCGGUCAAGAUGCAGAGCUGCUACGAGAAGAUGGACCAGCUGAAGCUUGAAGGGCUGCAGCAGCGAUUUGACGUCUCCAGUGCGUCUGUAUUCAAACAGAGAGCUCAGAUCCACAUGCGGGAGCAAAUGGACAAUGCUGUCUAUACCUUUGAGACUCUCCUGCACCAGGAGCUAGGGAAGGGACCCACCAAGGAGGAGCUGUGCAAAUCUAUCCAGCGCAUCCUGGAGCGCGUGCUGAAGAAAUAUGACUAUGACAGCAGUACAGUACGGAAGAAAUUCUUCCGGGAAGCCUUGCUGCAGAUCACCAUCCCAUUCCUGCUGAAGAAACUAGCCCCUACCUGCAAGUCGGAGCUUCCCAGGUUCCAGGAAUUGAUCUUUGAAGACUUUGCCAGGUUCAUCCUGGUGGAGAACACAUAUGAAGAGGUCGUGCUGCAGACAGUCAUGAAGGACAUCAUGCAGGCUGUGAAGGAGGCUGCGGUGCAGCGGAAGCACAAUCUUUACAGGGACAGCAUGGUGAUGCACAACAGUGACCCCAACCUCCACCUGCUGGCUGAGGGUGUCCCCAUUGACUGGGGAGAGGAAUAUAGCAGCGGCAGCCCCGGGGAGGCAGACCUGUCGGCUGAAAAACGGCGACGGGCCAAGCAAGUGGUCUCAGUGAUCCACGAUGAUGAGGCCGGGCUGCCCUAUGAGCCGUGCCCAGAAAUGCUGUCCCCAGGAGUGCCUGAGAAGGAGCCAGUCCCCUACCCUGCAUCCCCAGACAGCGUCACAGAGCUACGGGGCCUGCUGGCCAAGGAGCUCCAGGUGGAAAGCCCCCAGUCCGCUGCUGAGCCACUCACUAAUGGCACAUCCCCUAGAGAGAGCCCCCAGCCCCUGGAGGCUGAGAGGGAGAAAAGUCCUAGCCAACAGGCAUCUCCCCUCAACCACACCCGCCAUGAGCCAGCACCCACCAUCCCAGGUGAGGAGGCCAUCUCACCUCCCGCUACUCCCAUCCGACGUCUCCCCUCUGAGGAAGAAGCAGACAGUGAUCGCCCCAAGCCCAGUGACAAGGAGACUGGGGAGGAGGUAUCUGGCCAGGGGAAUAACCCCUAUGUCCAAACCACCACAGAAGACAGCACAGAUGUGCAGACUGAGUUUUAGGCCAGCGCCUCUCCACUCCCCACCCCAUGGAUUCUGGAUUUUGGUCAGGUGUGUGCUCGAUGUGAAGCCCUAGCUACUCCACAGCCCCCAUCUCCAACCCACCCCGCCAGCAGCGGACAUUUAAUACUGCUCAUCUUUUGGAAUGUGACUGACUGUGGAAUGGAAGCAAGCCAGGCUGGACAGGGGGCGGAUCUAUUGUAAACGUGUUUUCUUCGGGAGUAAGAAGGGACUGGAGGGUGGAGGGAUAAAUGGAACCCAAGCUAAAUGUAAGCCUGGCUCACGUCGCAACCCCUUCCUUGUCCCCUGUGUCCCUUUUUCUGUUUGAGAUUGAGAGGAAGGGAGAGAAGACACCAUCUGACCGCAGCGGCAAGACUUACUGUCAAGAUUUUCCCUUGUCAGCUGGGGCAGAGGAAGGUGCGAGGGAGUCAGGAGGAAACUGGUGCCCAUCCCCAGCUCUUUCCCUGAGCCGUGCUCACUGCCCCCCUGUUGACAUCAUGCUAUUAGUCCCUUUCUAAAGAUUGCAGCCUAUCUGGGAAGCGGCCCUUUUCUAGCAAAAAGCUUGCUUCCUUUUCUCCUCCUUCCCAUCCCCGCAAGGAGUAGGAGAGGGGCAAGAAAAAGAAGCCAAAGUGUUCUAGAAUUCAUUCAAGGCCAAGUGGCUCCUGAGAGUGGAGGAGGAACAGCUGAUCUAGCUUCCUUGAGUACCGAGCUACCCUGUCUUAGCCUCGCCUUUUCCCCAGGCACAUGAAGCCUCUGGCCAUCAACUGUUUCCAGCUGGAGGAACUGGCUAUGAGUGAUGUCCUCAGUAUCCACUGGCCUUCUAAGCCAGCAAGUUACCUGUCUUCCAAAGGGAGGUGGGAUGAUAGCCAUGGCAGCAGCUGCUUGAUCUAAACCAGCUCCCCACAUGAAAACUCUGUCUUGUUAGGACUGGUACUGCCGGGAGUGGCUGCUAACUCUGCAUAGAUGUAUACGUAGCGGGUAAGGAUGGACAGGGACAUAGCCUCAUUUUCUAGUUCUGGGAGAUAGAGUUUUGUUGGGUGUUGGGGGGAGGGAGAAAGGUUAUUCCCUUGGUCCAUUCUAAUAGUUCUUAAGGAAACAAUUCAUCCAUUAGACUGUAUCAGGAGGAGACUUUAAGCCUAGGGUUGAGGAAGAGAAAUUGUCCAGUGCAUGAGUUCUGAAGGAAGGAGUGUUUUAGAUGCUAGGUCUCGUCACAAGGCAAAUAUCACUUGUCUUGAAGUUGGGGUUGUAGUUGAAGUGGUGGGUUAGGUCUUAACAUGUGACUUGGGAGGUUGAAGGUGGCAAUUAAAGUGUCGGGUGGGAGGAAGGGAUUUGGCCAGGGAUAGAGGGGGGUGCUUUUACAAGGGGUGAGCUGGGAGAAGUUAGUUUGUGUGACAUAGGAAUGAAGCCAGGAAGGCACGUAAGGAUGUGAACUAGGAAUAGAGUCAGGAGGAUGUGCAGAGAGUGUAUGACCUGUGGCAUCCUAAGGCUGUAUGGGACCUCAGGAAAGGAGGAAGCCUUGGGUACAGGGAGUAGCUCUCCUGGAGGAACGGCAAAGAGGGGAAGCCUAUGUUUAGGUGGGUGGUCUGAUCAGGAGUGGAGAGAAUUCCAGCCAUCCUGGAUUAGAGAAGUAGAGGCAAGUGUUAUCUGGAUUUCCAUGAGGACAGUACUGCAUUGUGUCACUGGUAGAAUCGUACGGUGAGGAAAUUGUACGGAAUUACUUGUCCCAUCUACUUCCCUUGGUCACCAAGCCGGCCUCAGCAUGAUCCCCAUCCCAUUUUUGGAACUUGGGGUUUUGUUUUGCAUGUGAUAAGUUAUUUGGGGUUGUCUCUACAUGUUUUUCUCUUCCUCUGUGCAUUAUCAUUUCUUAUGGGGAAGAGGCCGUGAUCUCUUGCCUUUAAAAAAAUAAUUGGCCAUGGUCAGUUGCCUUUUUGAGAAAGCAAAGGCCGAAGAGUUGAAUCUGCUUGGGCAAGGGGAUCUUUUCUAUAUUUCACCCCCAGCUAAUCUGAGAGAAUAAUGCUUCAUGCCUUCCCAGUACCCAGAUCUCACAUGUCCACACAAAUAAAAAUUGACUUUUGGGGAACUGUGGAUUCACUGACUACUACCAGGGCCUACUAAUUGCUUGUGGAUGGAGCCUCCCAAGCUCCUGCUGAGAUUUUUGCAUCCCAGGCAUGUGACUCAGAGGUUCUCAGUAUCAGCUUUGGUCUGGCACACACACAGUACACUCACCAGGUGAUCUUAGUCACUGCGUCCGCUCAGUCCAAGCCUGCCUGGCUUUUUUUAUACAUCAUCAUGUGUUAACUCUUGGCACGGCAGUUGACUUCCGUUUUUAUCAGAUCCUUAUUCCUAAAAAGUUAUUCUGGAUUUGGGAGGAGUGAGAUCAUGGUAAGUCCUUUGUGAGCUCUGCUAGAAUCCAUCUGUACUCACAGACACCCCCUGACCAGUGACCACUGUACUUGGUCACAUUCCCCUUCUAAUAGGAAAGAAAACCAAGGAAAAGACUGGCUUCUUCAGGAUGUGGCUUGGAUGCAGGCCAGGGAAGGAAAUUCUCUACCCCCCCCCUUAGUCCCUCCCUUCCCUCCCCCCUCCCCCAGACCCAUCACAUCCUGUGUUGGAGCAAACCAACUUCCUGAGGCUGGGGGCAAGUUAGGGGCUGGUUCACAUUUCCAUCCUGGGCAAAAGUCUUGGGAACAUGGGGAGGAGCCAGAGAAUCCUUUCAAGGGCAGUGCAAAGCCAUGUGGCCUAGUGAGUGCUGAAACACAGGGUUCUGGAAUUAACUCCCUGAAAUGGACAGCUGAUACUUCUAAGCACACUAUGAAUCUAACCUGAUUCUUCUACAGACAUUCCGUUUUUAAAAAUGCCUUGUAAACUUUGUUUUCCUUUUUCUUACUAGGGGGUCCAGCCUGAACCACUCAGGACCCCCUUACAAGUGCCUUCCCUUGGGUUAUUUCCAAUCUGCCUCUUUCAAGAUAUUGUAUUGAAAAUAUUAUACAAAAUGUUUAUGCUCAUACUAAUUAAUAAAUGCUUUAUUUAAAGCCAGACCCAUUGUCUGCUGCUUCAGGAGAGGAGGGGAGAAGACACGCUCAGAUUGCUAAACUCCCUUUGUGGGAAGGGUCAGGCUUUUGUCACGUAUUGUUCUAAGUCUUGGAUCUGGCCUAUGCUUAGAACAGAACCUGGAACUGUAUAGGUGGGAGGGGGGCCUUUGGCGAACAAGGCAUGA
Molecule: messenger RNA, 5791 nt
Organism: Trichosurus vulpecula (common brushtail)
Lineage: Eukaryota; Metazoa; Chordata; Mammalia; Diprotodontia; Phalangeridae
Gene: NIBAN2
Product: niban apoptosis regulator 2
Exons: 14
Coding region: 247-2577 (776 amino acids)
Source: RefSeq, a predicted model, not a curated record